Molecule: messenger RNA, 2359 nt
Organism: Helicoverpa zea (corn earworm)
Lineage: Eukaryota; Metazoa; Arthropoda; Insecta; Lepidoptera; Noctuidae
Product: zinc finger protein 501-like
Exons: 4
Coding region: 142-1539 (465 amino acids)
Biological process (GO): regulation of transcription by RNA polymerase II
Molecular function (GO): DNA-binding transcription factor activity; RNA polymerase II cis-regulatory region sequence-specific DNA binding
Source: RefSeq, a predicted model, not a curated record
UUAUGGCCCGCUGUCAAAGUACAAUAAGUACAUUUUCAUGAAAGAAGAGUUGAAUUUAUUGCCGAUUUUGCGAUUUCGCGUGAAAAUCUUCGUAUUUUUGUGAAAAUGUAUUAUUAGUGUUCGUUUUAAGUUCACAUAACAAUGGCUUUUGAGUGCGUUAUUGUGAAAGAAGAGCCGAAUUUGAAGGAGGACGGUGAUAAUGAGGUUUCUUCUGAAACCGCUAGUCAAAAUGGGGCCGAUGCCGAAAAAAAUAUUAUUAAAGUAGAAAUUGAAGUUGAAGCACCGACUGUAAGAAUAAAACCAGAGCCACUCGACCCUCAACCCUCCACUCCCCCUCGUUCUCCAUCAGACCCCUCGUGGCACGCGCCAUGCCAGGAGGGGUCAACCGUCCCAGCUACUGAAGAAGUCACCAAUAUCCUGCCUGAGAAGUACAUACAGGUCUCUAUUAAGGAGGAGGUGGAUUCUGAUGAUUUGCCGGAGGAAGUGCCCCCCGAGGAUCCACCUUCAGAUGACCUGAACAUCGAGAGCUUCAAGAGGAACGAAAAUAAUGAAUUCUACACUAACGCGCCAACCGGACCGGGCUACGUCUGCCAAAUUUGCAAAAAAACGUUCGCAAACCAAGGCAACGUGCAGCGCCAUCUACUCAUACACACGAGAGAAACUCUUAAAUGUGAUCUUUGUGAUGCUGAGUUUCUCAACCAAAUGCGAUUGGACCGACACAAGUUCAACCGACACACCAUACCAACCGCCCGACUGUACCCUUGCGAUGUCUGCCAAAAAUCAUUUAAAUCCUCCUCUAACUUAAUGCAACAUAAAAAGGUUCAUUUAACAGAAAAACCUUACAAAUGUCCUCUAUGUAAUAAAAGCUUUUCGUUCAAAACUAAUUUGAAAAAACAUCAAGGAAAAAGUAGAUGUAAAGUGCAGACGGAUGAGCCCCUUGUAUGCCAUGUUUGUCACAAGAUUUUCGAAAAGGAAUAUCUUUUAAAAUCUCACUUGAGGAAACAUGAUAACGACAGGCCGUUUUCUUGCGAACAAUGCCCUACUACUUUUAAACACAAAAGUACUUUAAUACGACAUAUGCAAUUACAUAAUGGAGUUCGUCCGUUUUCGUGUCCGGUUUGUGAUAAAACUUUUACGAGUUCGGGUCUUUUAAAGCCUCAUAUGCGAGUGCAUACGGGCGAGAAACCUUAUACAUGUCAACUUUGUGACAAAAAUUUCGCUCAUAAGCAUAACAUGCAACGUCAUAUGCUCGGCCAUGAUAAAGUCAAACACACAGUCUGCGAAAUUUGUCAUAAGAAAUUUCCUAGAGAGAGUAGAUUAAAAUAUCAUAUGAAGACGCAUGUUAAUGAGAAGUAUUUCCGUUGUCAUGUAUGUCCUAAGAGAUUUUCUCAUAAACAGAAUGUUUUGAGGCAUUAUACGAGAAAACAUCCGGGGCAGACUUAUACUUGUACCGACACAGACGCUUCGGUCGCUAUGAAGGUUUGGGAUACUUUCAAAAGUAAAUAUGGUGAGGAAGAGGCAGAGGAAAUAUUAGGUUGAAAUAACUAGGUAAUUAAUGCUGUUAAAUUCUUAUGGCCAGUUUCACAAGUCUCUGAGAGCUAUCAGGAAUCUGGCAGAUAAACUAUAACUUUUUGAUUUAUAGGUCAUUCUCUGAGCCUUUUCCCCAACGCGAAAAGGCUCAGAAAAGAGAAACUGGUUUAAUUAUGAACGUUGUUAAAUAUAGCGCCCUCUAGUAGUUUGCUUGUAAAUUAAUGGCUGCGACAUUUUUAAUGAAGUUAAUGUCAUUGCCAGUAGCAUUUUUGUGUUUUUUUUUUUAAUUAGUGAGAAUGAUACUGUUAAGGUACAUUUUGAAUGUUAGCUGCCGACCGCACAUGCCGCGACUGCUUGAAGUCGGCCGUAGCUGCACAACUGGUUUGUAUGUACUUACAUGAAACCGUUUUGUAUCGAAGCGGCAGCAGCACGUGCAGACGCGCUCAGAUCAUCUCCCGAGCCUUUUCCCAACUAUGUUGGUGUCGGCUUCCAGUCUAACCGGAUGCAGCUGAGUACCAGUUGCUGCCAGAUAUCAACUGAUUUUUAUGCAGUCGCUGCAAAUGCGGUCGGCAGUUGCAGUCGGCAGUUAGCUUUCAUAAACGCACCUUUAGUUUUAUUGCCAGUAGCAUUUUUUUUAUUGAUUGUAUAAGUGUGCUGUUAUCGUUGGUUUUUUUUUCAAAGAAACUAUAUUAUAUUGAGGUGUCUUGGCGUAUAUGCUUUUCGUAAAAGUACGCCACCUAUCGGUAGAAAUAAUAAAAUUAUUUAUUUAUUAACGUUUUAAAUGAAUUUGUUUUUAAGUUUUGUAUUAUAUAAACAAUAAAUUAUCUAG